This is a messenger RNA of Hyaloscypha bicolor E, 858 nucleotides long. RefSeq lists its product as uncharacterized. Bases 1 to 858 code for a protein of 285 amino acids. Gene Ontology annotation, cellular component: mitochondrion; mitochondrial inner membrane. The transcript has 2 exons. The record is from RefSeq and is a predicted model, not a curated record. Gene Ontology annotation, biological process: protein insertion into mitochondrial inner membrane from matrix. Lineage: Eukaryota; Fungi; Ascomycota; Leotiomycetes; Helotiales; Hyaloscyphaceae.
AUGGCACACUGCCUUCGACGGCCGCUCUUUUCGGCGGUGGGACUCUCUCCAUCCUUCUCCCGGCGAUGUUUCUCUCAAUUACCUGCCCUGCAUGCUGGCCCCCAAGCACCGCAGCCCAGUCGACCACGGCAGCAAGCAGACCGAAGUAUUAAAGUCCUAUCCAAAGGGAUGCAAGCUGUACCUUCAGACAUUGGACUCUUAGACAAGACAUUUAUUACACCCACCGGCAGCAACCGCACCCCCCUCUUCCAAAGACCCCUCGCCCAUCUCAAAUACCAAUGGAAGCGUUUUGCUUUCCGUUUCCGUGACCGAUUUUCUCUAAUAAUCCUCUGGUUCUCGUCUCCCAAAGAGAAGAAUUGGUAUAGGCGAUCCGUCAAGCUCUCGCGGUCGACCCUCACACCAACGGCUGUUGCUCUACAUCGACAAAUGUACAACUCUUUCGCCGAAGGCGACGUUGUUGCGCUGCGGAAGAUCUGCGCGGAUGGCUUAUACGACAGUUUCCGAGCGCGGAUUGGAAAUCGUCCAAGGGGUGAGAAGGUGGACUGGGAGUUGGUAGACUACAAUAAGAGGUCGAGACUAAUUUCAAAUCGUGCUGCGAGGUUGCCCAUUGAGGGGGCGGCGGUGAUACAGGCAGUGGUGAGAAUUGCCUCGAGGCAGAAGCUAACUAGAUGGGUCAAAGGGAGGAGUGGUUCGAUGGAGGUUGUGCCGGGCAGUGGGAAGGCGAAAGAUGUGGUAGAGUACGUGGUUUUGCAGAGGCAGUACGAGGGUUGGAGAGAGGGAGAGUGGCAGGUUUGGGGGACAACUCAGGAGACGACAUUGGACGAUGUAGAGGAAUGGGAGAGGAAAGCGUUGGCUUGA